AUGAUGUUCAAGUCUUUUGCCGCCGUGUCGGCCUUGUCACUCUUUGCAUCGUCUGCUGUUGCUCUCGAUGCCAGUCUGAAGAAUAAUGUUGCUGUCUACUAUGGACAAGGUUUCAACCAACCCCGGCUCUCACAUUUCUGUGAACAGACCACGUCGGACAUUAUCAACAUUGGCUUUAUCGAUCAGUUCCCCAAAUUUGUGGGUGACUUCCCUGGUUCCAAUUUUGCCAAUCAGUGUGAUGGCAACUUUUUCCCCGGUACAGAGCUGCUUAAUGGCUGCCACCAGAUCUGGCAAGAUAUCCCUAUUUGCAAAGCUGCUGGCAAGACAAUCCUGUUGUCCAUCGGUGGUGGUACCGCUACAGCCCAGUCUCUUCCGGAUGAGGCCACUGCGACCUGGUUUGCGGAUUUCCUGUGGUAUUCAUUCGGUCCUUACAAUCCAUCCAUCUCUUCAUUGGGUUGGACCGAGGACUUGGUUGGCAUCUUCCCUCGCCCAUUCCUCACUUCCUCGGUUGAUGGAUUCGACUUUGAUAUCGAGUACAACGGCGGAGUUGGAUACGCCACACUAAUUAAUCGUCUACGCUCGCAUUUCGAAACCAGCGGAGAGACCUACUACAUCUCCGGAGCUCCCCAGUGCCCCAUUCCCGACCCUCAGCUCGGCGAUGCUAUUACCAACUCGUACUUUGAUUUCAUCUGGGUUCAGUGGUACAACACCCAGGGUUGCUCUGCUGCGGAUUGGGUGCACAAGACCGGCAAGUUCAACUUCGACGACUGGGUCGGUGUCAUUGAGAAGAGUGUCAAUCCCAAUGCUAAGCUCUUCAUCGGACUGCCCGCAUCGGAGGAUGCCGCUAAUGCUGGAUUCUACUUGACCCCUGAUGAGGUGCAGCCCCUUGUCGAGACUUACAUGGACAAGCACCCUGAUCACUUCGGUGGUAUCAUGCUGUGGGAGGCCACCGCUGGUGAGAAUAAUCUCAUCAACGGAACAACAUUCACUGAGCACAUUAAGGAUAUCCUGUACGGUUGCGCUCCUCCUCCUCCUCCCCCGACUUCGACUGUCACCCCCAUCCCUUCCUCGACUGUGACUCCUGUUUCGUCGUCCACUGUCCCGCCGUCUAGCUCGGCUACGCCUUCGGUCACCUCGGUUGCUUCCAGCUCAGUCGCUUCUUCCAGCUCGGUUGUGUCUUCUAGCUCGGUUGUGUCUUCUAGCUCAGUUGUGUCUUCCACCUCCGCCGCCUCUUCUAGCUCAGUUGCGUCUUCCACAUCGGUUGCCUCAUCUAGCUCCGCUACCCCUUCGGCCACCUCAGUUGCUUCCAGCUCAGUCGCUUCUUCCAGCUCAGUUGCAUCUUCCAGUUCGGUUGCAUCUUCCACAUCGGUUGCGUCUUCCAGCUCAGUUGCUUCCAGCUCAGUCGCUUCUUCCAGCUCAGUCGCUUCUUCCAGUUCGGUCGCUUCUUCCAGCUCGGUGUCUUCCACCACCCCUGCUACCUCUGAGCAGUCUUCCUCCACUUCGAGCCUCCCUAGCAGCUCUGUGACGACUACUCCUGCUUCAUCCGGACAUCCCGCCCCCCACUCCUCCGCCACCGGAAAGCCCCACAGCUCGCAUGCUGGCCAUGGCCAUGGACAUGGACAUGGCCACCACACCCACACCCACCCCCAUCCCCACACUGUCCCAAGCUCCACUCCCCUGAUCCCGGGACACCCUUCAAGCACCGCUCCCAUCUCUUCUGCGACCGAGUCUAGCGCCUCUUCCACUAGCGAAGGUGUCAUCCCGACCGGUGUAUCAUCUACCAGCGACGAGACCACUGGGAGCUCCAAGCCUACCAGCAUUGAGACUACCGGUGCUUCCAAGCCUACCGGUGACAACACUACCGGUGGUUCUAGCUCUACUGGCGUCGAGACUACUGGGGGCUCCAAGCCUACCGGUGACAACACUACUGGUGGUUCUAGCUCUACUAGCGUCGAGACUACCGGAGGCUCCAAGCCUACUGGCAACAACUUCACUGGAGGAUCCAAGCCUACCGGUACUGACUCAACCACAGCCCCGGCUGGUAUCACCGCCACUGCCUCUGUGACUGCCUCGCCUUCCUCCUUGGCUCCCGGUACGACCACAACUAUCAUCGUGACCUCGUACGUUGAUAUUUGCCCAACUGGAUUCACUACCAUCACCACCACUAUUACCAAAACCUACUGUCCUGGUGAUGUCUCCGCUACCGCUACCCCAACUGGCACCGCGGAGAUCACUGCUCCUACUUCUGGGCCUGCCACUUCCACUCCUUACAUUCCCGAAGGCUGGACCACUACUGUGACUGUUUGCACCCAGUGUGCCGCUACCCCGACUACCGUUACCCUCACUAAGCCCGCUGCUACUACUACCACUGAGGUUGUGUCGCAGCCCACCGCCCCUUCGGUGCCUGAGGAAUACACUACCACCGUGACUUUCUGCAAGCACUGUGGUCCUACUGGUAGCACCGUCACCAUUACCAUCCCGGCUCCUACUGUUACUGCUACUGCCACCGCAACUGCCACCGCAACUGCUACUAGCAUUGUUCCUGGCUCUGGCUCUGGCUCUGGCUCUGGCUCUGGCUCUGGCUCUUCUGGAAACGGUGAGGGCUCCGGCUCCGGCUCUAGCUCUGGCUCUACUGGUGAGGUUACAGUGCCCGGUGUCGCCCCUGUGUCGCCAUCUUCUUCCUCCAAGCCCAUCCCCAGUCAUGGAGCAGGAGGCUUCCACGUCGGCAAGCCGUCCUCGAGCAUAGCCUUCCGCCCCUCGCCCGCGCGCACUGCCGUGCCUGCCGUGCCUACCGUCGCGACCACCGCCACGAACACACCCGCAUUGCCCACCAACCAAGAGGGCGUGUCUCCGGUGUACACCGGUGCAGCCUCGCGUUCCAACAUGACCGGCUUGUUCGGUGGCGUCCUCGCCAUCGCUCUUUCCAUGUUCAUGAUGCUGUAA
This is a messenger RNA of Penicillium roqueforti, 2943 nucleotides long. It is a transcript of the gene chiA1, whose product is annotated as class III chitinase ChiA1. Gene Ontology annotation, cellular component: extracellular region. Gene Ontology annotation, molecular function: chitinase activity. The transcript is spliced from 2 exons. NCBI's taxonomy places the organism in Eukaryota, Fungi, Ascomycota, Eurotiomycetes, Eurotiales, Aspergillaceae. The coding region runs from base 1 to 2943 and encodes 980 amino acids. The record is from RefSeq and is a predicted model, not a curated record. Gene Ontology annotation, biological process: carbohydrate metabolic process.